Naegleria fowleri is the source of this 7146-nucleotide messenger RNA. RefSeq lists its product as uncharacterized. Gene Ontology annotation, cellular component: nucleolus. The record is from RefSeq and is a predicted model, not a curated record. The transcript has a single exon. Lineage: Eukaryota; Heterolobosea; Eutetramitea; Acrasida; Naegleriidae. Gene Ontology annotation, biological process: maturation of LSU-rRNA from tricistronic rRNA transcript (SSU-rRNA, 5.8S rRNA, LSU-rRNA); maturation of 5.8S rRNA from tricistronic rRNA transcript (SSU-rRNA, 5.8S rRNA, LSU-rRNA). The coding region runs from base 1 to 7146 and encodes 2381 amino acids.
AUGGCCAAAAAGAAGUCAAAAAACACAAAUAAUAACAACAAGGACAACAACAAUCAUGAUAGUAAUUCCAAGACCAACAAUAACGAGGAAACAAAUACAGAAAUUGAGCAACCAUCAUCAUCUCAUUCCGAACCUCUCAGCUCAAGUCAUGAACACAACUCGGUCAAGACAACAUCAUCAUCUUCAUCAUCAACCUCCAACACUUUGAAAGCAAAAAAAAAGAAACAAGCCUCUUCAAAGCCUUCAAAAAAGCAAAAUGCAUCCUCUCGACAACCAUCCACUACUGACCCUUCUUUACUUAAAAAUCUUCCUCCAUUCUUUCAUGCUUUUGAGUUAUUAACUCAUUUAGAGCCUCCGAAUUUACAACAUGCAUUUCAAAUAUUUAUUGAUGAUACCGAGAGAUUAGUUUUGUUGGGAAAUAGUUCUCAACGAAAAACGAGUCAUCAAAAAUUUAUCAUCAUUGCAAAUCAGCCUUAUUCUAUUCCUCAUCCAAUUUUCGUUGAUAAGCACACAACAAGCGAUUUUACUACAAAUAAUUUUUAUAGACAAUCACGAUAUAUUUAUGAUAGUUUGAAUCAUGAAUUGAAAUUUUCGUCUUUGAAAGGAGAUUCCGAUUCUAAAAGUUAUAUCUUUCAAUUAUAUUACAAUGACCAAUUCUUUGUUAUACUUUCCAACAUUUUCACCUAUGUGUUUGAUGAAUUACCAAAGAAGGGCUAUGAAUACGGUGAGAAAGUCUCACUUUUAUUACAAGUCAAAUUGUUUCAAGUACUCAUGUACAUCAUGAGAUACAUACUUCCUCAAGACAAAAAUGAAAAGGCUUCUAUCACUCUCAGAGCAAAUCAGUUCAUUAAUCUUGUGUUGCCUUAUCUUUACAGAUAUUAUUCUUAUAUGGCAAAUCGACAAGAGGACAAAAUACUUAGAAGAAAACGACAAGACAAAAUGCUAUCAAGAAGACGAAGAUAUACUAAGGAAGAGGAUGAACAAGAUCCAAACUCAUAUCGCUCUGAUGAGCUACUAGACAACGAAGCUAUUUGGGAGUAUCACUUAUAUGUUCUAUUUAGCACAAUUUAUCACGUCACCUUUUUCAGACCUGAAUGGGUUUGUGGAAGCUUGCUCAGAGGUCGUGCAUCUAAUUUUAAUGUCAAAGUUGAAGAUGUGGACAAUAGAAACUACAAGGCCAAUACCGAAAUGUCCAGUCUCAGUUUUAAAAAUAUUUUCUUUGGGUUAAUGAGAUCAGCUGUGGAAACCAAACAUGCUCCUCUCAGAAGUAGACAUACACUUCUGAUAGUUCAUCACUUGCUAUUUAGAUUAUUGAAAACUUGUCAUUCUUAUCUAUCAGUUAAAUUACCAAUCGAUUGCAAGUUCUGUUUUGAGCAUGCUCAGGAUAUGAUGUUAUUAGAACCAUUACUUUCUGCCUUAGAAUUCACCAUGAACAAAAUUCCAAAACACAGAUCCCAAGUGAUUCGAUCGGAAGUUAACCAAAUGUUCAAAUACUAUGUUCAAUACCACAAUGAACAUCCUAAUGAGUCAACCUACUACAUAGAUGCUCUGGAGCGAUUUAUUUUCAAUUUCAUUAAGAAUGGAAGUAGUAACUUGGCUUCACUUAUUCCAAUUUCUGGAGAUGUUAACAGUAUUGAUCCUUUUAAUUUGCUUUCACAAGCUUUGACGUCACCCUAUCAAUUUAAUACUGAUGUUAUUUGGACUUGUUUGCAAACUCUUUCAAUUCCAGAUCAAGAGAGAUAUGGAAAAAUUGUAUUGAACAUUCUCAAGCAACAUCCGUAUAUGGCAGAAUUAUAUUACAAUACGAUUUUGGGAAACACACACGACAAGACAGCUAAUCUUACAGCCAUUAGCUAUCGUAACUUUAUGUUCCUCAAAUUUAACUCCAACAUUUGUGUAGAGUUUCUAAAUUCAAUUACUCCACAAAUAACCAUUGAACAUGUCAGACAGCCUGAUAAGAGCAUUCCACUCAUAGUUUCUUCCAUUCUACUUGAACAAUCUCUUCUAUUUUCUAAGGAAAAGCUCGAUUACAUGUUCAAUGAGCAGAAAGAGGGGUCCAUGAUGAAUUUAAUUGUGAUCCAAAAAAUUCUUCACGUUUUCGUGAAUGUUUUUAAAAAGUUUGAAAGGAUGUUAUCCCAGUUAAAUGAUCUCCGAAAGAAACAAUGGUUAGCGGUUUCUGAGACUGAUGCAAGUACUCUCACAUCUGAAUUGAUCAAUCAAUAUGAGAAGGAUAUUGUGAUGGAAUUCAGAAGACGUUUUCCUAUUCCUCCCUCUUUAUUUAUUAAGGAGAUUUGUGUGGGUAGGAUUAUUAACAGUACCUCAACUCAUCCAAGUCCAUUGUUAAUGGAAAUAACUAUUCAGCUUUUCAAAUUUUAUUUUAAAUAUUAUCCUGAUCAGACGGGAAAGAACAACAUUGGUGUCUUGGUCCCAAUGCUCUCUCAGAUCGUUCAAAAAUAUACAAAGGGCAUGAAAACAGAUGAAUACAAGGCUAGUGAGAAUCUAGUUCAAGCCUAUAUUGAUUUGUUAUCAGAAAUGAACCUUUCUUUCUACCAUGACAUUUUACCUAACCUUGUCAUCACAACCAAGACUGGAAAUAUUCUGGUAGAUAUGAUUUUGGGAAUUGACUAUUUGGCUAUUUAUGAGGGAAUGAUGGGAGCGACUAGUUACAUUAGAAAGGCCAAAUUAUUUACAGAUAUUUUCAGUAAGGAUGAGCAAUCAAGAAGUAUUGUUUUUGGUAGCCAAUAUGAUUCCAUGCACUGGUUUAUGAUGACCUUCUUCAAUGAUCAAUCGAGUACUCACCUAAUUGACAUGAUGAUCAAAUUUAUCACUGAAAAUAGCAGUUCGCAAUUGCCAGCAAAAACUUCAAAGAAAAAUGAUGAUCUGAUCAAAUGGGAUGCACAAAUUUUUUCCAGGUUCAUGUUGUACUGCAUUGAGAAUUCUAGUAAUGUGGAUUAUAUUUUCCGAGUGUUUGUUCACAAAUUUAUUCAGUCACCACACGCAUUUGACCAAUCAAAGAGAAAUGAGUUACUUCAAAUUUUAAAGAAAGAUUCGUCCAACGCUGUCAAGUCUAAGAUAAUGUCCUUUACCCAAUUUGAAACAAUUCCAUCAAAUCGCUCCACUUCGUUAGAGAAGAGCACAAUCAUUGUUGAUGAAAUGUUCUAUGACAAUAUCCAACUCGUUUCUACACAGGACUUGGAGAGCGACAGCAUUGCCCAUCAAAUUCCAUACCCAAUUCUCUUUUAUUAUCAUUCCUUACACGGAGGUUCAACACAAAAAGUUCACAACCUCCUGAAAGACUUUCUCAAUAAGUUUGAAUUUGAUGAUUUGAAUGCCUUUGAAUACGUGAAUUGUAUCAAGAAAAGAUGGUUGUCUGGUGCUUACAGUUCAUUGUAUUGUCAGUUACUGAGUUACAUACUCAAAAGAUUUAAUUCAUUCAAGGAUGUGAUAUUUAAGGACUCUUCAAUUUCUCACUCUUUGAAGGAUAACUUGAAUAUGAUUAGCGAUGUUGUUUCUCUAUGGAAGUCAUCCAGCGAUGGAUCAAUAAUUUAUGAUGAAUAUAUGAACGUUGUUAAUCAAACUCUUAUUACAGCAUCUACCGCAGAUGCUGCAAUGAUAGAUCGAAUCAUUUUAGAAAAUAUUGAAGUACUGGACUACAAAAAGUUUUCACAACACCACUUGGCCAAUCUACUUGUGCGAAAUAAGAAGAAUGCUAAAUUCGUAUUUAGUAAUGUAGAAAAAUUUGGAACUUUUGUUCUGUAUUUACUGUUAGGAAUUGAUAAUACCAUUCUCACUAAAAGUACAAAGGAAAAAACAAGAUUGGUGAAUAUUGCAGAACUUGUUUCAGUAAUGGUGAACAAUAGAAUGGUAUUGAGUACAGCUAACAGAAUGGAAGUUGAUUGUCUCAAAUAUCAUCAAAUAUUUCUCAGGUUGAAUUUUGAUGAAUUUACAUCGGUACUCUCAAAAAUUGUGCAGUACAUCUCAAAAAGUUUCAUGUUGAUCGACGAACACCAAAAGCAAUUCUUAACUGAGCUCCUUUGUUGGUACUGUAGAUUUAGUAGCAAGUAUCACUUUGUUUGUCUGAGAGAAUUGUUCAGAUCUCCACCCGAUUUGAUGAACAAUCCAAAUAUUAUUUUGAUUUUGGAAACUAUUGUUCAGUAUUAUCCUGCACAACAGAAACUCCCUGAAAAUCUUUUCAAAGUUUUUGAAUCACAUGGAUUGGACGGAUUUUUAUCGAGCGUUGUGAAUAGCUGUACUUCUAAUCCUGGAGUUAUUACAGCAGCAAAAACCAUUAUCAAGCAUUUCACAAACAAUUACACCUAUGAUGAAACUCAUUUCAUUUCGUUUGUUGUGAAGUCUAAGUUGAUGGAUUUCCUUUCGUUGGAUGAAAGACGACAGAACAAUCAAUUCCAUAUUUAUUAUAAUAUUGUGAUGAACAAUGAAAAUCUUGACCUACUCCAAAACGAUGCAAUCAAUAAGCAAAUGAAAAUUCAUUUAGAAAACAUGAUUGAAAAUAAGAAGAAAUCUUCAAAGGUUUCAGAAAUGAUUAAUGCAUGGUCGAAGAAAAUUGUUGAGGGCAAUUAUGUGAGCAAUGGAGCACUAGAACUUUUCGAUGUGAUUUCAACCAAAUUUGCCUCUACAAAGACACAAUAUUUCUUUGAAAUGUACUAUUUGGAAAAUCCAUCCAUAUUUUAUGAGCACAUCACCAAAGCGACACAGCAAGACACUUCAUCUCUCUAUCACAUUGUUCAUCUUAUUUGCACUUUACUUACCAAAUAUGAUGCCAAUGCUCGUUUUAUUUCAAACAAGCCCAUCUUUGAGUAUCUUCUUUCACAUUAUGGCGCGACAUUGAACCAAACCGAUUUGGUUAUAUAUUUAAUUUUCAACAUUUAUGAAACUAAAUUGAGUACUCCUCUUGCCUCCUAUCACUAUCAAUUUGGAAAACGAACAAUUUUGAGAGAAACUAAAAAGCCAGACGAUGGAGCUCUCACAGAACAAGAGUUUCUCUCUUUGGAGUGGAAUAAUUUCAACCAACAAUUUGACAAGACAAAAUUGUACAACACCAUUCACCACAUUCCUGAUCAUCUUACCUUGUAUGGAAAUCACACAACAUUUGAGUUUAAGAAUAAUGACCAAAAUCUCAUCUGCAACAACGAUGUUUAUGAUAUUAGAUAUCUUCUUAGAUAUAUUAUGUAUUUAAUGUCACUAUUUCCUGAAUCUAGUAUUUACAGACAGAAUAGUUUGUAUUUAAGUGUUGCGUUUAGAUGCACCAGCUCACAUGACUACUAUGUGAGAAUGUUAGCUUAUGAAAUUAUUGGAAUGUAUUAUAAUUUUAUUGUGAAUCAUGUCAAUAGAUAUCAAGAGAGUGAUAUUUAUGAAGUACUGGUGUUGGUUUUCAGACAAAUCAAAAUCUCGUUACCAACUCCAUAUAUGAGAAUUUCACUUCCAUGGUCCAUGAUGUUGAGCAUUGUCGUGAAUUCCAUUUUGAGAACGACGGAAGAGCCAUCCACAUCAGAAACGUUAAAGUCAAGCGAAAAAGGUCUCCAACAUGAUGACGAGGAUGAUUCGACCGUCGCUACUCACACAACUCUUACCAAUCAUGAAGAUGCUUCAGAAAUGAAAACUGAUAAUGCCCAAACGAAUUCCUCAUUUGGAGAUGAAGAAGAAGCGACCAGUUUGUUAAUUUCAGUGUUGACAUCACUUCGGGAUUCACAACAUUACUACAUGCAACAUUUAAAUGCAAACACUGAUGACUUGUUCACCACUCACAUUCAACCUAUCCUUACCACCUCGUUUCUAUCUCUAAAUACCACUAAUAAGGUAUUGCUAAGAGAAGUUUCCAGAUUUUUUGAACAUCAAAGACCAUUCUUGAAGCUCGAUUCCUAUCCUGUUCAUAGAGAUCAUGUGAAAUCUAUCAAUGCCUUUGGAUUGAACUAUUUGAAAGUUCUAUUAUUUGGAUACCAAUCCGACGAAGAUUUUAUGGAACACUACAUUAAGAACAAUUCUAUUCAACAUUUAUUAAUGUCCUUUGAUCAUAUUCAAUCCAGCAAAUCCUAUCAUGUGUAUCAUCAAUUAGCAAUUUUAAGAGUCUUGAUUGAUGUUACAACGAGACUAGAUCAAUCCAGUGAAAAGUUGAUCAAACAUUUUGGUCUUUUGGAUUGGAUCAAGAAUCAAUUCAAAAGAUGUACAAAUGCUUUAACGACAAGUUCAACACAUUCUAAUAUUGAAUCAUCAAACACUGAAAUUAUUCGAUUGUUGAUGAUUCUUCUCUGUUCCAUCUAUCGAUCUAGAAAAGGAAAACAAAAUGAUAGAAACGUUCAAGAAUUGCUUUUGUGUGAAAUACCUAUAAUGAUCAAUAUCAUUCUCAAUGAUGAAACACUCUUGUCCAAUAUGGGAUGGAAAACAAUUCUUUGCAUUUUACAAUAUUGUAACGAUGAUUUCAAGGAAUUAAUUUCACUGAAUACCAUUAAUUUCAAUUCAAAUCUCAUUCAAACCAUUGUUCAAUGCUCUUAUUUGAGUAACAGUGAAAAGAUGGAGUUAUUAUUGCAAUUAUACUGUGUAUGUCCAUGUAGAGAUUGGAAUGACAUUGCAAAUGGACUCACCACCCUGAUAUUGCUAUUGAAUAAGAAUUCGAAUUCACAGUCCAUCUAUCACUUCAUUCAUCUAUUGUACUUGAUUACUGAAGAGUCUCUAUGUUAUUCAUCAACAAUAGUUGACAUUGGCAACAGUACAAGAACUCUAUUGAAAAACAAUGUGAUGAAUGUGAUUACCAUUCUCUACUAUCAAUAUCAACAUUUUUGUGAUUUAAGAUUUUUCGAAGGUUUGAAUAGAAUUAUUGUCAGUCAACUCGUAUCUCAACAACCAAUUCAGAACAGUAAGAAUGAGAACAUUCUCACUGUCGCUCUUGACUACAAUCAUCUUCUCUUAAAGAUGGCUCAAACCGAUCGAGAAUGUCUUGAACUAUACGAAAGAUUCAUGUUAAACUCUCAAUUAUCCAUUGAAUUGAGAGAAAAAUUCUUUACACCACUCAUUGAGGAUUUGAUGCCUCGACAAGCGCUGAGUUCUCAAUUCAUGGAAUUUGUGAAUCAAUCGAGUCUGUCCACAGCAAGUCAUGCCUCACAAAAGAAUAAGAAGAAAAAACAUCACUGA